Messenger RNA from Trypanosoma conorhini, 1813 nucleotides. RefSeq names its product RHS2a. The annotation marks the transcript as partial. Lineage: Eukaryota; Euglenozoa; Kinetoplastea; Trypanosomatida; Trypanosomatidae. The record is from RefSeq and is a predicted model, not a curated record. The transcript has a single exon.
CACCGCUGCUGGUAGCAUUUUCUUGAGGCGGCCGUACGUUGUGGUUGGAACGCCCGGCAUCGGCAAGUCGCUGGCGGUGGGGUCCUUCGUGCUGUAUCAGCUCCUGCACUACGACGCCGCCAAGAUCCCUGUGGUGGCCUACUUUGUGGAAGGGUCAAUGUACCUUUUUCGCAAGACGGGAGAACAGGCAGGGACCGUGGUGGAAUAUACAAACACUGAUCAAGGUGCGUUGGUCGUCCGGGCGUUGGCUAAAAGGCAUGUUGCGGGUUACUACAUUUUUGAUGUGACUAAGGGACUUUGUCCCCCACAUAGGCUGCCCAAAGAGCAUUGGGGUGGAAUUGUGUUGACGUCGCCUGAUAAAAACAACUAUGAGGAGUGGAAGAAACAACGGCGUGCACUUUACAUUUAUGUCAACUGCUACACUCCACGAGAGAUGAAGGCGUUCUAUGCGUGGGAGGCACGCAACUUGCUGCGCGACUCGCACGGAAGCGCAAGAAGAAACACGAGACUUGAGGGGAGGUGGAAGACGGUAAAGAAACGCAUUGAUAAGGUUGGACCGCUCCCGCGCCAUGUUUUCGAUGCAAAGGACCUUCAGGAUCGGUGGAAUGCAAUUUUGGCUGUGCUGUCUGGUACGUCCGACGCAGCCUGGAAGUACUUCGCGAAGGUUUUGUUUGGCAAGGUUGAGUGGCGCCAGGACGGGACAACGCACAAACUGAUCAAGCUUGUGCGUGUGCAGUCGGUGGAGGGGGACGUGAAUGCUGAGCGGAGCGAUGAAAAUGGGUCAGAAGAGGAAGAGGAGUCAGAAGAGGAAGAGGAGACAGGGGAGGAAGAGGAAGAGGAAGAGGAAGAGGAAGAGGAGACGAGGGAAGCGGAAGAGGAUGAGGUGGAAAACUCCAGAAAUUGUCCCGUUUCACGCGAGCUCGAAAAAAGAUUGCGGCGACAGGUGAUAACGGAGAACUUUCAGAUGUCAGCUUUGCUGUCCGCCCUGGGGACGUGCAGCAUAAAUGCCGCUGCCGAUCUUGAGCGCUUGGGCUGCUUGGCGUUUUUGAUCAGCGGCGUCGUCGAGGCGGUUGCCCGCAAGAUGAAGUAUCUUCCCCGCACUGGGAGACGAAGGCGGGCCAGCGUGCUGGCGGACGGACACGCACGAGGUCGCUUUCCAAGCAGGCCCCGCUUGUUCGAGUACACGACGGGAGGGGCUCGGAACACUGUAAUACAGAAGGUCGAACUUGAACCCGGUGUUCUGUAUCUCCCCAAUACACGUCUUUUCCCCGUGCUGGACGCGUUUUACGUGGUCGAGGUGCAGCGGGCGGCAGCUGUCAAGAAGAAAUCCGGGCGGGCCAGCGACACUCCCACCGGUGGCCAGAGCAGGGCGAAGAAGACGACGUUUAUCGGGCUACAGGUGACAAUGCAAUCUACCCACGACACCACCGCCAGUAAGAUGGCUUCAUUUAUGAAAUACAUGAAGAGCAACUUCAAUAACUGGGAGGUGCUGAAGGAAGCGAUGGAGUGGGAGUUCAUUUACAUCCAGCACGCUGCGAGUACGCCGAUGACAAGAAGACAGGAAUGCACUAUGACAGCGAGGGAAGGGAAUCGGAGUCGGCAAGCUGCCAACAACUUCUGGGAGAGAAAGGUGGAACAGUACCAGGUGCAACUUGACGCGGAGAUUGCUGCCCAGCUGGUGAUUGCUGCCGUCAGCUCAAAUAACGUGGAUGUAGGGCGUGGCAGGGGUGUGGGGCGUGGCUCAGUUGUGGGACGUGGCAGGGAUGCGGGGCGUGGCGGGGUUGUGGGGCGUGCGGUUCGCCGUCCGUCGUGA